Molecule: messenger RNA, 2284 nt
Organism: Orbicella faveolata
Lineage: Eukaryota; Metazoa; Cnidaria; Anthozoa; Scleractinia; Merulinidae
Product: transketolase-like
Molecular function (GO): thiamine pyrophosphate binding; transketolase activity
Source: RefSeq, a predicted model, not a curated record
GCGAAGAAAAUCUGUUCACUCGCGCUGCAAACGGGCUUCGGAGUGGAACUAAUCAUUGUCCUUUUCCUAGAGUCAACUUGGUUCAAAUCUGAGCAAAAUGGGAGAAGCUUAUCACCGACCAGACCAGAAAACGCUCCAAGCUUUGAAAGAUAUGGCUAGCAAGCUUCGAAUUCAUAGCAUCGAAUCCACGAAUACGGCUGGCUCUGGACAUCCAACUUCAUGCUGCUCUAUUGCGGAAAUAAUGUCGGUUCUGUUUUUCCACACAAUGCGCUAUAAAGUGUCCAAUCCAAGGGAUGCUUCAAGUGACAGAUUCAUCUUGUCAAAGGGACAUGCGGCUCCAAUUCUGUAUGCAGUGUGGGCAGAGGCUGGUUUGUUUCCAGUGGAGGACCUGGCCAAACUUCGCACAAUUGACUCUGAUUUGGAGGGUCACCCAACUCCUCGUCUAAGCUUCGUUGACUUUGCCACUGGUUCGCUUGGACAAGGCUUGAGCUGCUCUGCCGGCAUGGCUUACGCUGGCAAGUACUUCGACAAAGCAAGUUACCGUGUGUUCUGUGUGAUUGGUGAUGCAGAGUCAGCUGAGGGAUCUGUUUGGGAAGCCAUGAACUUUGCAAGUCAUUACAAACUGGACAAUCUUUGUGCCAUCUUUGACAUCAACCGUCUUGGGCAGAGUGACCCUACCAUGCUUCAACAUGACUUUGCUACUUACAAGAAAAGAACUGAAGCUUUUGGGUGGAACACCAUUGAAAUAGAUGGCCAUGAUGUUGAACAGGUCUGUCGUGCAUUCUAUGAAGCCAAUGAAUGCAAAGAUCGUCCCACUGCUAUUUUAGCGAAGACUUACAAAGGAAAAGGUGUUCCAGGAGUUGAAGACCUGGAGGGUUAUCAUGGUAAAGCCCUUGGCGAAAAAGGCAAAGCAGCUGUGGAGUUAAUUAAAAAAUCCAUAGUCAAUGACUCGCUCGCCUUGAGGCCUCAGCCCGUAACUGAUGAUGUUCCUACAGUUGAUCUCACUGUCAAACUAUCAGAGCCACCAAACUACAAAAUAGGAGAUAAGGUUGCUGUUCGUCAGGCCUAUGCCAAUGGCCUUGUAAAGCUUGGCAAAAGCUGUGACCGUGUCAUUGCCCUGGAUGGAGACACAAAAAACUCCACCUUCUCCCUUAACUACAGGAAAGAAUUCCCUGACCGGCAUAUUGAAUGCUUUGUUGCUGAGCAGAACAUGAUAGGUGUUGCCAUGGGGUGCGCUGCACGUGAGCGUGCCAUCACCUUCUCCAGUACAUUUGCCGCCUUUUUCACACGCACGUUUGACCAUCUACGAAUGGCAGCUGUUUCCCAGACUUCUGCCAACUUCUGUGGAUCUCAUUGUGGUGUGUCCAUUGGUGUGGAUGGGCCUUCACAGAUGGCCUUAGAGGACCUUGGUAUGUUCCGUUCAAUACCUAACUGUGUGGUGUUUUACCCAAGCGAUGGUGUCUCGUGUGAACGCGCCGUUGAACUGUCAGCGAACUACAAAGACAUGGCUUACAUCAGGGCCACACGGGGUAACACUCCGAUCAUCUACAAGAAUGACGAACCCUUUGCGAUUGGAAAAGCCAAGAUUGUUCGUGAGCACGAGAAAGAUUCGGUGCUUGUUAUCGGAGCUGGCGUCACUCUGAUCGAAGCAGUUAAGGCAGCCGAUGAGCUUGCCAAGGAAGGCACCCAUAUUAGAGUCAUGGACCCUUUCACCCUGAAGCCAAUCGACAAAGAAGCCAUAAUUACACACGCCAAGGCUGUUGGAGGCAAAAUUUUGACAGUAGAGGACCACUACAUUGAAGGGGGCAUUGGUGAAACUGUCUGUGCCGCCGUGGCAGAGGAGACUGGAAUCACCGUGCGUAUGUUGGCCGUGCCCAAAAUUCCUCGCAGUGGGCCUGGGGACGCCUUGCUUGAUUUGUAUGGAAUCAGUGCCAAGCACAUCAUCAAGACCGUCAAAAGCCUGUAAAGGAUGCGGUCUCACAUCUCUGACCAUGCGCUACAUAAUCACUGCGCUGGUAUUUAUUACGACCAUCAAGAAACAAUAUUCAACUUUUCAACUCGACAAUAAAUAAUUCACCUAUACGUAGGUUUUGUUAGCUUUUUAAAAAUUUCUCUGGACUUUUGUUAAUUAAGGUCAAGGACAACUUGUACAAGCCGAUAACAUGGUGCGAAUAUCAAGCCAUUUACUACAGUAGUUGCAUACGAAAUAUAGUUAGGAAGGUACAGAUCUAUUUUUGCUGUAGGGUGAAAUGAAACAAGCAAUAAAUUCAUUGAUCGUUCCGGC